UGAAGCAAUUCUGAACGCUCAUGAAAGCGAAGCAAGUCUAAACCCCCAUAAAAGUGAAGCAAGUCUGAAUGCCUAUAAAAGUGAAGCAAGUCUAAACUCCUAUGAAAGUAAAACAAAUCUGAACCUCUAUGAAAGUGAAGCAAAUUUGAACAUCUGUAAAAGUAAUGCAAAUUCAAAUUCCUGUGAAAGUGAAGAAAAUCUGAAUCCCUGUAAAAGUAAAGCAAAUCUAAAUUCCUGUGAAAGUGAAGCAAAUAAGAACCUUCCUGAAAGCAAAA
Molecule: messenger RNA, 275 nt
Organism: Cetraspora pellucida
Lineage: Eukaryota; Fungi; Glomeromycota; Glomeromycetes; Diversisporales; Gigasporaceae
Source: the annotation of a GenBank genome assembly